Molecule: messenger RNA, 960 nt
Organism: Saccharomyces paradoxus
Lineage: Eukaryota; Fungi; Ascomycota; Saccharomycetes; Saccharomycetales; Saccharomycetaceae
Gene: CPR4
Product: peptidylprolyl isomerase family protein CPR4
Exons: 1
Coding region: 1-960 (319 amino acids)
Biological process (GO): protein peptidyl-prolyl isomerization
Cellular component (GO): endoplasmic reticulum; fungal-type vacuole
Molecular function (GO): peptidyl-prolyl cis-trans isomerase activity
Source: RefSeq, a predicted model, not a curated record
AUGUGGUUGAAAUCAUUGCUGCUCUGCUUGUACUCUUUAGUACUUUAUCAAGUCCAUGCUGCACCUGCAUCAGAGAAGAAGCUUACCUCGAAGGAUGUGGAUUUACAGAAGAAGUAUGAGCCCAGCCCCCCUGUCACACACCGUGGAUCAAUCACUAUUGAGUACUUUGAUCCCGUUUCCCAGUCGAUGAAAGAGGCGGACCUGACGUUCGAGUUGUACGGUACUGUCGUUCCCAAGACUGUGAACAACUUUGCUAUGCUGGCUCAUGGUGUUAAGGCUGUUGUCGAAGGGAAAGAUCCCAAUGAUAUCCAUACUUACUCAUAUCGUAAGACCAAAAUCAACAAGGUUUUUCCUAACAAGUAUAUCCAGGGUGGCGUGGUUGCCCCAGACGUGGGUCCCUUCACCGUUUACGGGCCCAAGUUUGACGAUGAGAACUUUUACUUAAAGCAUGACAGGCCUGGUAGGCUCGCAAUGGCCUAUUUUGGCCCUGAUUCUAACACUUCGGAAUUCAUCAUCACCACUAAAGUCGAUGGCAAUGAGGAACUGGAUGGCAAAAGUGUCGUGUUUGGUCAAAUAACUUCUGGUCUAGAUGAAUUAAUGGAUGUUAUCCAAUACACAGAAACUGACGAGUAUGGAAAACCCCAGCAUGAAUUGCGGUUCCUGUAUUUCGUUUUAGAAAUCUUAAAAAUCAGUAACAUCCUAGACUUGCACGCUACAUACACAGAGAAGAAUGGUAAAUUUAGAAACGGUGAUACAUCUGUAGGUUCCACUUUGAAAGAUAUUUUCCCUAAAGAUAAAGGUUACACCACCUCAACCAGUGCCUUUACUAAAACUACAGCCUUCGAUUUAAACCACCCAGUUUCCAGAGCCUUGAUGUGCUUAACUGUUCUUGCCUUCUGUUUCAUUGCUUACAGGUGCAUGCACGAAAAGCCUCGUACGGUCUCAUUAAGGCGCAAGUAA